This is a messenger RNA of Corticium candelabrum, 525 nucleotides long. Its product is annotated as protein CbbX-like. The transcript has 3 exons. Gene Ontology annotation, molecular function: ATP hydrolysis activity; ATP binding. Bases 1 to 525 code for a protein of 174 amino acids. The record is from RefSeq and is a predicted model, not a curated record. NCBI's taxonomy places the organism in Eukaryota, Metazoa, Porifera, Homoscleromorpha, Homosclerophorida, Plakinidae.
AUGGCAUCUAGCUGCUAUAGCAGCAAGCAGACGAAUUUCACAAAGUGCGAGUUUCUUCUUCGACUGCAGUUGCUUUUCUGCAAGCUUCACUGUCGCGGUGUCGCGGGGUCAGGAGACAGCACAAAAGAUUACGGACAGUGUGCUGUAGAAAAACUGAUGAAAGAGAUGGAGAUUCACGAUCCUGUCAUGAUCUUCGCCGGCUAUCCUAGAGAGAUGAAACAAUUUUUUGAUUCCAAUGCAGGUCUUUACAGGCGUAUUCCGUUGGUCCUAAACUUUCCCGACUACUCUAGGGAAGAGCUGGGAAAGAUCUUGCAAUCCGUACUGAUCCAGAACCAAUAUCACGUCGAUGACGACUCAUCAAUUGAAGAGGCAAUCGGCCAGCUACAAGACCAACAGAUUGCCUGCAUGAAUGCAGGCAUAUGCCAACUAAUAUUUCAAAAGGCCAGAGACAGUCUGAUAAACAGAUUGGACCCUCAUGAUUUUAUGUCGGCCGACCUAAACAUUUUUCAAAAAAUGAUGUCAUAA